This is a messenger RNA of Apis dorsata (giant honeybee), 489 nucleotides long. RefSeq lists its product as uncharacterized. The annotation marks the transcript as partial. The record is from RefSeq and is a predicted model, not a curated record. Lineage: Eukaryota; Metazoa; Arthropoda; Insecta; Hymenoptera; Apidae. The transcript has 4 exons.
AUGUAUUUUACAAGAUGUUGUCACCUCAAGACGGUCAAUCCAACACUUACUCGCACGGUAAUGUCGUCCUUCAAGGUGCACCCUGUGGUCAAUGUCGAGAUUUAUGUCCAGCUGGAUACGUGCCUCAUUUUUGGCGACAUUGGUGAAGCGAAGAGGAAUUCUCGUAUAUCUUCGGCUCGCCGGAGGCAGCACUCAGCCUUCGGGAUAAGUUCGUUAGAGUGCCCUGCUGUCUUCUGCUCCAAGACACUCCCGAAGGACGAGGAGGGUCCUUCGGUAUUACCUUCACCUUGCUCUUCAGAGGCUUCCCGCCCCUUCAACUGUCUUCUAAUUUCCAACGUUUCGACGAUCGUUCAAUUUUCACAAUUUACGGAGCCGUUUAACCCCUAUAGAUUAUUGGAAAUACCUCAUAGUGAUAUACUCUAUAUGCUUAUUUUCUACCAAUCUAUUGAAACCAAUUAUUGGUCAAAUCAAUUUCCUAUAUAUUUUUAU